Messenger RNA from Aspergillus caelatus, 1531 nucleotides. RefSeq lists its product as uncharacterized. The record is from RefSeq and is a predicted model, not a curated record. The coding region runs from base 244 to 879 and encodes 211 amino acids. NCBI's taxonomy places the organism in Eukaryota, Fungi, Ascomycota, Eurotiomycetes, Eurotiales, Aspergillaceae. The transcript has a single exon.
UAUAAUUCCUGCUGCCUAUUCCUGAAUACAAUAUAAACCCCUCUGUUGCCAAUCCACCUCAGUCUUCUGUAUCCUCUGCUAUCGCUCCCAACCAGUUGCGCAACUAUACCGUCAAACUUCGUCACAGUGUCUCCCCGAAGAUCUUCUCGUUUCCUCACCCUGCCUCGACUCUUCCCCAUACGAGAUACGAUUGUCCACCAAGAAACUCCAGGUAGAAGACGGUCAUUGCGACGUUCUUCCACGAUGCCUGCCCCAGUCGAUGUCGUCGAUCCCGUCUUGCCGGUGCGCGAGCUCGAGGCUGACGAGGAGUAUGUAAUGGUCGCCUUCGAGCGCCAUGCAAGCCACUGCACUCGAUGCGCGGAUCCCCUCAAAGCGCGCAAAGAAGACCGCUCUCUCUGUGAGCGUGGACACCAAUACGCCGUCGACGUUGCCGACUACCUUUACAGCAAGAACGGAAAGUCAUACUCGACCCUCGACCGUGAGCGCAACCAGCCGACUCUCGUCAAGAUCCCCCGCGACUGCCGCGCUGUACGCGCACUGCUCCUCGCCAUUGAAGAUGGUCUGCGCCUGAACCGCAAAGAACAGGGUGCUGUCCAGCCUCCUCGGUCACCAUCACCGAUCAUCACCUACGACCGGACUUACCCCGUUCCUCCUCGCCGAUCGACAAGUCCCCAACAGCAACCUGUCCCAUACACUGAAAUCAUUGAGCGCGAGCCGCGUGACUCAAUGCGUCGUCGGGUCAUCGUCUACUCCUCUCCUCGUAGCUCACCCAGCCGGAGCUCACCCAGCCGGGGUUCGCUGUACGAGUCUGACGCAGCGGAGCGCAGACGCUUCAGGGAGUCCUCGCGGAUCUACAGACCCACCGAAUACCACCGUUGAGCGUUUUCACCCGUCCAGCUUCUGAUCUAUCUUUUCAGUCUACCUCUAUACGGACCACCAUACAGCCGUGCUGCAGGCAGUGCUAUUCGAUCUCUGUCGUCUUUGCGCACACAGACACACAUACGAUUCAGCCGGGCAGGGCCCAGCUCAUGCGCGGAUCCAUAACACGCACAAUGUGUCCAUCCGACUUCAGUCUUAACUGAUACGGAUGUUCCCGCCGAUUGGCGUCUUCAGUGGGGUUCCUUCCCUCGCAAAGAAUGGUUUCCUAUGUGAUUUAGCCAUCUUACUUUGAAGACAUUGCCUCUACGCUGUCCGAAAGGACACCUUUACAGAAAACCCAAAAACAAACGGGGAAAAUCCAAGAAAAUGAAUAAAAAAGGUGGUGCUUACAACAAGUUGCAAGUUUAGUCUGUUGGACGUUUCAGUUGAUGUGAUUGGAAGAGGAUAUGCAUGCAGGGAGUGAGUCAUGAGCUUUUACUUUCUGCGAACCUCAGGCUUCAGCCGAUGGUAUUGGAUGGAGUUUACUAGUUGUACUUCUCCGCACACCCUCAACAUUGCUUGACAUUCAUUGGAGGAUACUUUUCCUAUGUUUACUAUGACUCUAGUAUGACUUGAUGUAUUUACGAAGACUGUGGAGAAACACAUACACACA